Molecule: messenger RNA, 7914 nt
Organism: Linum trigynum
Lineage: Eukaryota; Viridiplantae; Streptophyta; Magnoliopsida; Malpighiales; Linaceae
Source: the annotation of a GenBank genome assembly
ACUUAAUCAUGUGAUAUCCUAACUUCCUUACUUUUGCUAACUAGUUGAUGCCAUGAAGCGAAAUCACGCAUUAGCUAUUAAAAUUUAUGUCGCAAGUGGCAUAUGCAUUGGUAGAUAAUGGUCUUACUAGAAGUGAUAAGGUGAUGUUAAAGAUGAAUCAUUGAUGCAUGAUGUGAUUGAGUAUUAAUAUGCAUGAUGGUACUUGAAUCUUACCUUCUUAUACAAUAACGAAUCUUUACUUUUUUGCAUCCAUAAAUAAAUAACCCCGAAACAACUUUACUAUUAUUGCUUGUUAGUUACUUGAAAACCCCUAAAUGUUUAUAUUAUUUUCGUGUGAGUCAAUGAUGGUUUGGUGUGACUAGUUAUGCAUUAGCAGACCUUGUGGAAAACAACCCUAGGCCAUUCUAGGAUUUUAACUUUGAUCUGUACUGCACAUCACCAGUGGAGUAGUAUUGCAGAGGCCGCAAGAUUGGAUGCAUGAGCUUAGUCUAAACUUAUUUGAGGGGUACCGUCUAUUUUUAUUUUAUUUCUUUCUUGUCAUUUGUUUUGGAUAUUAACUAGGAGAAGAUGUAUUAGGUCUCUCCCUUUUUGCUUUCACUUUUUCUUUUGUUUCCUAUGUUUAUUUGGAAUCUCCUUAGAUAAUGAAGAAGGACUACUAUUAGUCUAACCAUCUGGUUCCACUUCAAAUUGAACAAUGAAUGAGGCAAUUCAUUCCAACCCUUUACCAUGGCUCACCUAUAUUUUAGUCCACUGAGUACAAAGUCAUGUUUUAAGUGUGGGUUGGAAGUGAGUUUUGUUGCUUUUUUUCAUUGUCCUUUCAUAAUGAGAAAUUUUCAAAGUUCUACAGAUGCAUUAACCAUCAAUUGGCUUGAGUAUUCGAAAUAUUAAGUAAAAUUUAAUAUUAUGAAAAUUGUAUUCGAUUCUUGCCAUCCCCUACAAGAAUGAUCACUUGGUCUAUGGAGGAUAGUGUAGUGAGUAUGAAGGAUGUGAUAGUCAUUGAGCCUAUGAGCAUGUAAAUAUCUUUUAAUGUCAUGCUAUUCGAUUCAUUAUAGAUUUUUAAUUAUGCAUUAAGUCUCCAUUUUGUAAAAAAGCUUUUCCAUGGGGUGAAUUGUACCUUCUAUUAAAUGCCAAAAUUACCAAUCUCAGCUUGUUUGAAUCAUAUGUGUUUGCCAUGCUAUGUUAUGAAAUAAAGCGUGGGGUAAGCCCAACAUGUGAGGCAUAUAUUCAUUGCAAAAAGGGGUUUUGGAAGAGAUACAAGUUAAAUAAAGUAAAAUUUCCUCUUGUUGAAUAGAUAGCCAACUUGACGAUGUGUUAUUGAGGGCACAAAUAAAGCUACUGAAACUCCUCAUUUUUAUUGACCCUCCACACAAAUCAACUUAUAGGAGUUAAAUAAAGUACUCUAACCAAUGGAGAGAUACAAAAAUUGCUCUUGCUCGACUAAUUGGGGUCUAAUGCUCUAGUAAACAGAAAGCUCGCUACACACAAAAAUGGCAAAAAAUAGUGAUAAGAAAAGUCUAGAAAAUCAAGAUGAUAUAUGUGUUUGUUGAAAGGCAAAAGUGCUUAAUGGUAUGUCAAAUGAUGGUAGAGGCAUUUCAAAGUUCAAAUGUAUUUUAAGAUUCAUGCAUGGUUAGUUGUUAAUGGUAGAGUUGAUUGUCUUUGUUAUUCAUGCAGGUUGAUGUGGUUAGAAUUUUUUUGUACUAUUGUUGACCUUGUAAAUUCACUUAUGAUCCACUAUCUAAGAAAGAUGGUUGGGUGAUGAUUCCUCGUGUUUAUUGAUUGUAUGAUUGUGAGAAGUGUUUGCUUAGGGAUCAACAAACUUCAAGUGCGGGUCGAAUUAUAAUGUUUAUGGCUUACCAAAUUUGAUACAAUUCCAUUUCUAUUAAAUUUUACUAUAUUUUGUAUGUAUUUUAAAAUUAUGUUAUCAAUGUGCUUAUAAUAGACCUAGGUUGUGUUUUAAUAUCAUUUUAUGCAUUUUGCUAUGAUUUUGUGCUUUUUAAGGUCAAGUACAAUCGUUGAUCAGCUCGAUCAAUCAUUGGAUCACAUAAGAAGAUCAAGGAGUAAUUCAUUCAUUAAAUGAAGCUCAAACGAAUAGAGGUCUUAUAGGAAGUCUUCAUCUUAUCCCAAGAGUAGGCCACUAAAGAAGUUUUCGUCCAAGCAGAGGAAAGAAUCCAUGACGGGUGCAAUCGUUGUUGGGCUGCCACCAACCCUAACCCAUCAAGUCGCGUUGAAAAUCCAUAGACAGGUUGCUUGUGGUCCAUGAAACCCACUGGAAGAAGGAAAAAAAACAAUGGUGGCGAUUGCUAGGAGGCCACCUUGGGCCCAAGCCCAUUAGAAGCUUCUUGAAUAUUCUUUAUUCAUCCCGAAGUUAGAGAAUUCGAGUUCUAGUCGUACAAGGAAGCUUUUGGCCGAGUUUUAGGAGCAAAAAUCUGAAAACCCCUUCCCAUAUUUACUAUAAAUAGACGGUCAGGCUAUAGGAUAUAGUAAAUAGCAAAUACUACAAAAAUUUACUCUUCAAGACUCAAGCAAGGAGCCACUAGGCUCAAGUGGAGAUUGAGUUUAGCUUCCAUAAGAUGGUGCAAUUAAAGAGAUAACUUCAUCAUCGAUGUUGGUACCAUCUUUCUCUCUUAUGUAUAGCUAGUUCAAUUUGAUUGUUUAAGGAUGUGAAUUUUAUGGUGUCUUAUUCAAAUUUUUAUAUUAUUUAAUAAGAUGCUUAUAUCAUUAGAUACUUUAGUCAUUCAAUGUUUAUAUCAUUAAAUUCUUUAGUAUUCCCGAAUACCACAAUAAAACUCCCAAUUAAGGCACAAGUAUAAACCUUAACUAAGUGCAGUACAGGGCAAGUAUGUUUAAAUAUCGACCCGGGCCGGUUCAUGUACCCCUACCUCGAUUGCUUGAAACAUUAUCUAGCGGUUGAUUUUUGGUGAAAAAACAAUCUAUAGCUAAAGCAUUAGCAAAGUUAAAUGGAUUUGACACUAAUUGAGAAGGCUUCACUCGAGUGUUGCUCCCCCUAGCUAACAAUUAUGACUUGUUGGAUCGAAUGGUCGUGUGUGGUGAGGGGGAUGUAAACCAUAUGGAAGUGUAACAAGUAGCUAAGUGCCACUCUCUUGGUCUCUAGGUUGAGGGAAGGGAAUACGAUCCAAGCCACCAACGUGACUCUCUCGACCUAUUGACUAAGGGUUGGUUAGACUUCACCCUAGAAUUGGAGUUUGGACGGCCACCCACAACCAACCCUAAGUGCUAAUACGAAAUAAGAGGUUUGCCCUACAUUAACCUAGAUAGGAGACAAUGAAUUGCCUAAGAAAACCCAACAUUCAAGCCUCUUUCAAAGAAAGGAAGGGGGUUUUCUCUCUACCUAGGUUAGCAUGCCAAUUAGAUUAAUAGGUUUUCACACAACACAAUCAUUCAUGAAUAAUACCUCCACAUUCACAUUAAAUACAGCCGCACACAAAUCAUUCAAUCCAUACAAGCAUUCACAUAAUUGUAGCUAGGGUUUACAAACACCCAAGUGAAAGAAUGGACCACUCCAUGCUAGGAGAAGGGAAAACACAAGAGAAGAAGGAAAACCAUCAAUGAGAUGCUAGCCUUGCUCCUUGUGUUGAAGAGAUCCUCAUUUGGGGGAGGAAUUCCCAAUUCCUGCUUGAAGAUGAAACCCUAGCUUCUCCUCUUCUUUGCUUCGUCACUCUCUCACUCCAGAAAUCAGAAGAAGAAGAAGAAGAAGUUUAUCACACUAGGUCUCUCCUCUUUUUCCCUUCAGCUCAACCUCCUUUAUAUACCCAGAUCGGGCUCAGAUCAUAGUUCCGGUUCACGACCAUGAACUGAAACCCUGGACCGUGAUCUCAAGUCGAAUCGCGCCGCAUCACUAAGUCCAGUUCACGGGCAAUGGCCUGAGUUCCCGUUCUUACAACCGUGAACUGACUUGUGUACAGUGAAAGCAAUUUGUGCUCUUGAUGCCUGGUUGUUCACGGGUAGCGGUUUCAGUUCAUGGUCUUAGUGACCGUGAACUCACAGCCCGAAUCGUGAUCUACUGCUGCUUCCACCCUUUGACUUGAUUUUUUGCCUUUUCGUCCAAAUUUCGACCCCAUGGUUGGUUCCACCUACCAAAGUCUGAUAAACACCAAAACAAGGCAAAACCCGACGCAGAACCAAACCUGCCGGAGUAAAAAUGCUUCAAACGACUAAGCAAACUAGGAGUAAAAAGUGUACAAAUGAGCCUGAAUCAACCCCCCCCCCCCCCCCAACACUUAGACAUUUGCUUGUCCCCAAUCAAACCAUUUUAAACCUAGGUGAUAUCUCAACCUAACAAGAUAACUUGGGGACAAACCAAAAGGCACGAAGUGGUGAAAAUCAAUGACUAUUUGGACAUCGACACAUGAAACGCCUCAAACAAUACCAACAUCCACCACAAACGACAUUCGAUUGCAUCAAGAAUGGGUAAAUGAAAAGUUCUCACCUUUUCACAAAUCAAUGCAAGUCUCGACUAGACUACUCACCAACCACAACUAACCAUGCAUAGAAGUAAAGUCCAAGGAACACACAACAGGGCAACAUAGUUCCUCACUAAACAUGCAAAACAAUAAUGAAUCACUCACUCUCGACUAGUGGGGUCAGGACCUACAUCUUAAACCUAAAACCAAAGGUUCUAUGGUUUUGACUAAGAACCUUUCCUACAAACAAAGGCCACUAGCAUCGACCAAAAAACACAAUUCCCUUCUUCCAAACCACUACCAAUCACGAACUACAUUCAAGCACACUUCUUCGACCUAUCUUGCUAUUCACAUUUCAAACCUAGUAGUGAAGGAGGUCAUCAAACAAAUUAGGUGUUUCAAUGGCUUAAGGUCCAAGAAACCCUUUCUAUAGAACACACUUAGACUUUUGUGGCCCCUCUCUACUUUUAUUUACCACGUUUAUUGCCUCUUUUUCUUUUCUUUUCUCUUCUCUUUUUCUUUCGAGGGGGGUACUAGAGAGUGCAACGCAUGCCACCUAUCCUUAUACGAACAAUGCUCUCAUUUAUAACUUUCCCUCCAACACUACCUUCUCAUUUCUAGCAAGAACCAGGGAAAACCACCUAUGUAGAACCUCAAUGGAGCGCAAAAGCAAGAACUCCGAGACAUAAGGAUGACUCACAGUUUGACACGAAGAGAGGAUGGGUAGGGGUCGUUCUUUCGAUCACCAUUAAGCUCAAUCAAGCACGAAGCUCCUAGCAUUAGAAAGACCCCCAAAGUCUCACAGCUCAAAGGAGUUGACUAGGGGAUAAAAUAUUUCGGGACAAUCAACUUUUGGACGUGGACUAAUCCUUUGCCUCCAUCAUACUCACUAGUGACAACAAUGAAUGUUAUACACCAUGGCGAGAGGGAUCUAUCAGACAUGAAAAAGACAAUCGGCACAAAACUCAAAUGGCUACCUAAUCGCCCAAACAUCUAUUCUAAUUUCAAAAACUUCAAUGCAUGGCAAUUGUAAUCAAGAAGUAACCAAGUCAAGACAUCCAUUCAUUUAAGCACACGUGAGAACUAAGCCUUUGCACAACCCUAAUGCAUUCUCAGUCAUCAUAAUAGGAUUCUCUCGAUUACAUGACAAAUAAGCACGAGAUUCACCCACCAACCAACCAUUUUGAUCAUGCAUUGCUUGGAGCCCUCAAAAUUUUCAAAUUUGGGCAUACAUCAAGGCUCUAAGAAUUCACUCACACACACAAGCAUAAUAAUAAACUACCCCCACCCCCAAACUUAAGCUCGACAUUGCCCUCAAUGGCGCAAAAUAGGGGGUAGAACGAUGUUACCGCAUGGCUUGGUGUAUGAAAGUUGGAGAAAUUCCCGGGGUAGGAUAUUUGAGCUUCAAAGGAAAAACAAAACACAAAUACACGCACAUUCUUGCUCGAGGCGAGGUUAUUACACAUAACAAAAUUUCACAAUACGAUUCAAAAUAAAGAACUCACAAGGUACUAGUUCACAAACAAAUUAAGGAGAAAAUAAAAAGAAAAAGAGUUCAGAGUUUGCAAAUGGAUAACUGGGGCAAAAGAAAUCGACUCUUCCACAUGUCUCCCUCGACGGCUACCUCAUGAUGGGCAAGAUCACUCCUCGUCGUUCGAAAGGACGCCCUGGCGUCGAGCCAUCCUCUCUAUGAGAUCAGCGGUUUGGUCAAGUCGAGCAGUGACUCCUACAUGAGCAUUGACGCGAUCCACUCGCUCCUCAAGGUGGGGUCCGGAAUAGAAGGUCUGGCCCCUGAUGAUGAUGAUGCAGCUGAUGGUGGUGGUGGUGCAGUGCGCCGGCAGCGGCCGGAAGCUCUUGUGGGUGGUUGGUCCUGGGGAGGGACCUCUGGAUUAGGUUGCACUGGUGCAGGGUCGACCUGGGGUCACAGAGCUGUCGAAGGCUUCGACCCUCGAGGAACUCAAUUCCUCUCUCCCCUUGAAGCACCAGCUUCAUGUUGUGGAGGGUCUCCACCAGAAACUGCUUUGUCCGACCGUGAUAAAACACCGGGCCACAUCAACCCGAAGUGUCGGGCCAGCCUAGUGAUAAUGGCCCCCAAGUGAAUCGUGUUCACUCGGUCCUGGCCCUCGCAUUGAGCAAAGUUGAUAGCAACCACGACUCCCAGGUGGAGCAAAUCUGCCGGCCGGUUUAGGGAAUGGAGGGCUAUCAACCCUCUAUUUGAGAUCAAGUGCCCUGCUAGCAGCUGGGGAUGAUGGACUUCGUCGGGAGGCUACGCAGGAUCCUCUAGGGCAUCCUGAGCUUGAUAGUGUUGGUGUUGGAGCCCUGGAAUUUGUUCUCCCGAUGCUCAGGGCGACAGAUGGUGUGGAAGGUUGUCUAGUAGUGGAAGUCAGCAGUGUACUACCUCUCUAUCAUUGUCAUGUGGGUAGGGUCAAGCCCCAUAGCCUGAGCAAAGCCAUCUUAUGUCAGAACCCUCGGCUAACCUCCCAGCAUGAAAUCCACGUAGGGUCUACUCCUUUUACUCCCCAAAUGACGUGGGAGAAAGUGGGGUAUAGCUCUACGUAGAGAUCUCGGUAAAGAAGCAAGUCCACUGCCAGCAGCUGCCUCCAUUGGGGGGUGACUGAGGACCCCUGACAUUGCUGCCCACCAUCUGAACAUGUUCAACAUGUCCAGAUCGAGCAUCCAAUGAGGCCCAGCCUUACUGUAUCUCCACUGGCCAAACUUGGCCCAUACUUCACGUGGUUCACCAUGUAGCUGAUGAACUCGUGCUCCGUGUCGAAUCCUGUAAAGCAUUCAGACAUACACCAUAUGUGGAAAUAAUUUUAAAUUUCACAUAAAGUGGAGAAAAGAAUUCCCCCACACCUAGGCUUCCACUACGGUCCUAUGCCUUGAAGGCUUUUCACAAGACCGACUUUCGGACAAUUAAGCUUAAAUGCACACAAAGCUCACCGAGGCACGGUUCAAGGUGAUUCACGGAUUAUCAACACACAAAAUCAAACCUAAAUCAUGCCCGGAUGGCUUCCAACCAUCAAUCAAAAAUCACUGAUUCCAUUCAUUCACAGUUUUGCACUUGGUGGGCAAUUUUCACAUUCAACCACAAAUUGUACCCAAAUUCAUGCCCACUAAGGCUCAAUUAAGCUCAUGAAUCAUCUUACAUUAUUCAUUCACAUUAAUCGGCUAAUCCCUCGCCCUAGAUUCUACAUUCAAUCAUCAAUUCACACAGUAUUCAUUCAAUUAUUCAAUUCAUCAUUAUUCAUGAAUGAUUGUGUUGUGUGAAAACUUAUCAAUCUAAUUGCCAUUCUAACAUAGGUAAAGAGAAACCCCCCUUCCUUUCUUUGAAAGAGGCUUGAAUGUUGGGUUUUCUUAGGAAAUUCAUUGUCUCCUAGUUAGGUUAAUGCAGGACAAACCUCCUAUUUCAUAUUAGCACCUAGGAAUUGGUUGUGGGUGGCCGUCCGAACUCUGAUUCGAAGGUGAAGUCUAACAAAUCCUUAGUCAAUAA